AUGACCGACCAGGUGACACCAUGGCAUCACAUUAAUCGCUUUUAUCACACAACGCGCAAGCCCAUUCAACUGCUUGUGGCGUAUCACGCAGAUGCGGCGGCGGCGUCCAUCACUUUAACAGCGCUGUUAAAGGCCUGCUUUAUCCCUUUUAACCUGCACCCCAUCAUGGAGUAUGAUGAGGUGAAGGACGUGAUACAGCGCACAAGUAUGGUGCAAGAUACGGAGUUUUUGGGUGACGGUGCACCCGUAGACGAGUUGUUUGUUCUUAUUGGCCUUGGAGCUUCCAUCUCACUGCGGUCUUUCUUUAACUUGGGGCGACAUAUUGUGAUUGUGCUGGAUUCCUAUCGUCCUUUUCUUCUUGACAAUCUGCGCGCAAGCGACAAUGACCGGUUGGUGGUCUGGGGACAUGAUCGCAUCUAUGAGGAGGUGGAGCAGUUUUUCCUGGAGCAGCGAAGACUAGAAUUAGUACGGGCGCGGCGGCGGCGGCGGCGGCGGAUGCGCCGAAAUCAACGUCGCCUACGUGCAUACGGCGAAGGCGUUGACGUCGCGGAAGAAGCAGAGGAGGAGAGUGAAAUUGACAGCGGUAGCAGCGAUGACGAUGAUGAUGAUGCUGAAACUCAUGACGAUAUGACUCCCUCACACAGCCAAGAGGGGAUUGACUGGAUGAACGAGGAGGUGCCGGAGGAGCUUGAACGGCUCUAUUACGCAGCUGAGUGUGGUGGCAAAAGUUCUGCGUUAGAAGUCUACGACUUGGCAAUUCUUUUGAACCGUGUUAAGGAGGCGGUGUUGUGGCACGCGGCAGUGGGAAUCUGCGAUUUGUUUACGCGUCGUCUGAUCGAUUAUGGAACGUAUCUAGUGGAAAUGCGACGCUUACACAACGAGGUGACGCUACGCAAGGGCAUUCGCCGAGGACCACUAGAUGAUGUCACGGAGGAAACACUCAACAGGCACCACAAGAUUGCGUCUAGUAACACAAUGCAGCUUAUAAACUUUGAUGAGGAUCAGUUGUUUCUCCUGCGGCACUAUUCCUUGUGGGGGGCCAUGUGGUACCACCCGGUGGUUGCGAGUCUCCUGAGCCUCCAUCACGUAGAGGAUGGGACGGGGACGCUGCGACAACUCCUGGCACGUUGUGGUGUCUCUGCAAAAUUAGCCCAACAGCCAUGGGGCGAGCUUCCGGACGACGUUAGGGUGGAAUCACUACGACUUGUGCACAAUGAACUUAAACAAGUCUUGAGAGCAAGGGGAAGCUUCAUCAAAAGCCCGACUCGUAUUCGUUGUGUGGCACGCACAACAGGGUAUAGUGUGGAGGUCUCAACCUUUGAUGUUUGUACCCUUUUUACGGCGUUGCUUGCAAAAGUGCCGCCAAGUAAUAUGAACACUGAAGAGGUGAGCGAGGCAGUGAUGAAGGAAAAAUUACGUGAGUUUCGUCGGGAGCAGUUUUGGCGUGCUCAUGGCGUUAUUGAUGCGGAUCCUAACACCACGUUAUUUGUAGCUGCAGUGCAAGAAGCGCGGAUGCUGCACGAGGCAGUGGCAGCAGCCACCAGUGCAUUAAUGCAACCUGGCAUGAUUCAAAGCACCAAAGGCAUUCAUUAUGUUCAACCGAGUGAUCCGACGAAUGCCUCUACUGCGUUAGAGACGUUUGGUUGUCCUUUUCGUCUUUCCAUGUUGGCAGAGCGUAUGUUGAUUGCAUUGACUGUUGAGAGGGGGCUUGGGAAGUAUACACGCGAGGUACGACCAGUUUUGCUCUCUUGUCCCGUUCCUCGAUUAAUCGGCCCGACCACGCGACGGCAGGAAUUGCAACAGCAGCAAAUAAUUCAAACCGAGCAGACGUUUAUUGUUCUCUUUGCUCACGAAGGGCCCACAAAGGAGGGUUUGACGCCGGUUGUAUCCGUCGCGCGAUGGAACGACUGCGUCACAAACACUGAGGACUUCCUCGUGCCUCCAUUGCGGGAUUUCAUUAGGCGCGACACGGUGAUCAUAGAUGGGCGCGAGUCCACCGCACAUUUAGCGGAGAUGCUGCACCUUCGUUCUCUUACAGGAACCCUUUGA
Trypanosoma rangeli is the source of this 2049-nucleotide messenger RNA. RefSeq names its product putative cell division cycle protein 45 (CDC45). The record is from RefSeq and is a predicted model, not a curated record. The transcript has a single exon. Gene Ontology annotation, molecular function: single-stranded DNA binding; chromatin binding; DNA replication origin binding. Bases 1 to 2049 code for a protein of 682 amino acids. Gene Ontology annotation, biological process: mitotic DNA replication preinitiation complex assembly; double-strand break repair via break-induced replication; DNA replication initiation. Gene Ontology annotation, cellular component: DNA replication preinitiation complex. NCBI's taxonomy places the organism in Eukaryota, Euglenozoa, Kinetoplastea, Trypanosomatida, Trypanosomatidae.